Cucurbita pepo subsp. pepo (vegetable marrow) is the source of this 1137-nucleotide messenger RNA. The record is from RefSeq and is a predicted model, not a curated record. Lineage: Eukaryota; Viridiplantae; Streptophyta; Magnoliopsida; Cucurbitales; Cucurbitaceae.
UUUUUUGUUUUUUUCCUAACGAUUCCCACAAUAAAAUCAGCCCCAAACCCAAUUCGAUUCUGUGUUUUAUUUUGCCCCAUCAAUUCUUCUCGCUGUUCUUGAAGCCAUGGCCUGUCUAAGCUUCGCCAAGUUGAACGCCUCCUCUUCCCAGUGGAUCGCCCAACAAUCCUUCUCUCAGAAGCGUGGUUCGUCUUCGCGCCGCCGUGUUUCCCUUCUUAUCCGUGCUGGUGCUUACUCCGAUGAGCUUGUUCAAACAGCGAAAUCAGUUGCAUCUCCUGGACGUGGUAUUCUUGCCAUUGAUGAGUCCAAUGCAACAUGUGGGAAGAGGUUAGCAUCCAUUGGCUUGGAUAAUACCGAAACCAACAGACAAGCUUACAGACAGCUUCUUCUGACCACACCUGGCUUGGGCGAUUACAUAUCUGGUGCUAUUCUCUUUGAGGAAACACUUUACCAGUCAACCACGGAUGGGAAGAAAUUUGUCGACUGCUUGCGGGAUGCAAAAAUUAUGCCUGGUAUUAAAGUUGACAAGGGUUUGGUUCCUCUGCCAGGAUCCAACAGUGAAUCUUGGUGUCAAGGCUUAGAUGGAUUGGCUUCGAGAUCUGCCGAAUACUAUAAGCAAGGUGCCCGUUUCGCGAAGUGGCGGACAGUUGUUAGCAUUCCUUGUGGUCCUUCUGCUCUGGCUGUUAAGGAAGCUGCUUGGGGCCUUGCACGAUACGCGGCCAUUUCUCAGGAGAAUGGGCUUGUCCCUAUUGUAGAACCUGAGAUCCUUCUCGAUGGGGACCAUUCCAUUGAUAGGACACUUGAAGUGGCUGAAAAGGUCUGGUCAGAAGUAUUCUUCUAUUUGGCCGAAAACAAUGUUCUGUUUGAAGGAAUCCUUCUAAAGCCUAGCAUGGUAACACCCGGGGCCGAACACAAGGACAAGGCCUCUCCUCAAACUAUUGCCAAUUACACACUAAAGAUGCUCAGUAGAAGAGUUCCUCCUGCAGUCCCUGGAAUCAUGUUUUUAUCUGGAGGACAGUCUGAAGUGGAAGCAACAUUGAACCUGAAUGCGAUGAACCAAAGCCCCAACCCCUGGCAUGUCUCCUUCUCUUACGCCCGUGCGUUGCAGAACACCGUACUCAAGACAUGGCAAGGAAA